Molecule: messenger RNA, 951 nt
Organism: Saccharomyces eubayanus
Lineage: Eukaryota; Fungi; Ascomycota; Saccharomycetes; Saccharomycetales; Saccharomycetaceae
Gene: RAM2
Product: bifunctional protein farnesyltransferase/protein geranylgeranyltransferase
Exons: 1
Coding region: 1-951 (316 amino acids)
Biological process (GO): protein farnesylation; protein geranylgeranylation
Cellular component (GO): CAAX-protein geranylgeranyltransferase complex; cytoplasm; protein farnesyltransferase complex
Molecular function (GO): protein farnesyltransferase activity; CAAX-protein geranylgeranyltransferase activity
Source: RefSeq, a predicted model, not a curated record
AUGCAAGAGUACGACUAUUCAGACAUCACGCCGUUGCCCAUCCAGACAGGCCUGCAGGAUGAACUGUGCCAGAUCAUGUACACAGAUGAGUACAAGCAGUUGAUGGGGCUGGCAAGGGCCAUGCUCAGCGCCAACGAACUGUCUCCAAGGGCCCUACAGUUGACGUCUCGGAUCAUCGAUGUCGCGCCAGCUUUCUACACCAUGUGGAACUACAGAUUCAACAUCAUCAGGCAUAACGUGGCCGGAUGCGACGACGCCGUCUCGUACUUAAACAAAGAGCUGGACUGGUUGGACGAGGUCACUUUGAACAACCCAAAGAACUACCAGAUAUGGUCUUAUAGACAGUCUCUUCUAAAAUUGCAUCCCUCUCCCUCUUUCAAAAGAGAACUGCCAGUUUUAAAGCUCAUGAUCGAUGACGACUCCAAGAACUACCACGUUUGGUCGUACAGGAAGUGGUGCUGUCUGUUCUUCAGCGAUUUCCAACACGAACUUGCGUACACCAACGAUCUCAUCGAUGCAGACAUCUACAACAACAGCGCAUGGACUCACAGAAUGUUCUACUGGACGAAUGCCAAAGGCGUGGCCUCAGAAGUGGAGCUGGCUGACGAGCUGCAAUUCGUCUUGGACAAGAUACAACUGGUCCCACAGAACAUCAGUUCGUGGACGUAUUUGCGCGGGUUCCAAGAACUCGCCCAUGAUGCUGGUCAAUGGAACGACAAAUUGGUCCAGUUCGCCACAUCGUUCAUUGCGAACGUUUUCUCACUGCCGGUCAAUUCACCACAGGAUCUACCCGAAAUUGAGUCCUCGUAUGCUCUGGAGUUCUUGGCACACCGUUGGAGCGUGGACUCAUCGACUCGAGAGAACGCCAUAAGAGCCUACAACUUGCUUGCAACUAAGUACGAUCCCAUCAGGAAGAACUUGUGGCAACAUAAGCUAAAAAAUCUGAACUGA